Scomber japonicus (chub mackerel) is the source of this 6341-nucleotide messenger RNA. RefSeq names its product period circadian clock 1b (gene per1b). The coding region runs from base 642 to 4970 and encodes 1442 amino acids. The transcript is spliced from 20 exons. The record is from RefSeq and is a predicted model, not a curated record. NCBI's taxonomy places the organism in Eukaryota, Metazoa, Chordata, Actinopteri, Scombriformes, Scombridae. Gene Ontology annotation, cellular component: nucleus; cytoplasm. Gene Ontology annotation, molecular function: transcription cis-regulatory region binding; transcription corepressor binding. Gene Ontology annotation, biological process: entrainment of circadian clock by photoperiod; circadian regulation of gene expression; negative regulation of transcription by RNA polymerase II.
GCGUGUAAACUACUGUUGGGGGCGAGCAAAUAUGUCUGGAGAGAAUAGACUGCUCAGGAUCUUCACUCAGAAGUACCAGGGUUUAUACUAGUCAGCACACUUCUCAGUGCCUCGUUGUGGAAUAUCAAAACUACUGAUACCCAUCUUUAAAGCUCAUCUAAGGUGGCCUUAGCACCUAGAGCAGCACAUCGCAGAAGAGGCAAGAAGGCCAGAAACAGUGAUUCGCUCACACCAGAUCGGUUUUUGUCACUCUCUCUCACGAUCUCUCAUCCCAUCUGUUGGAGUCCUCAUGCCAAGGCUGUUUCAUAAGCAGAGAUUCAUCUCUUGUCUGCAGUGUUUUGAGUGACACUUUCUCUCAAGCUUACUUUCUUUUAGAAAGGCAGACUUUGCAAGAUUUUUUAAAGUCAUUUAAAAAUCUGCACUUCAAAAAACCUCAAAGGGGGGGGUUAAAACCUCCUAUUAUUUUUGAUUAAACAGCUUCAGAGGUUGUAAUGGAUUUCUCUCCUUAGUUCUUUCAACUAACAGCAAGCAACCAUGAUUCAUCGCUACGUACAUAGUAGUCCCACUUAGAUUAAAGUUGUUCCUUUUUUUUCGGCUUGGCCAACACCUUAAUCCAGCUGCCAGCCUCAUCCUACUCUAGUAUGAGUUAUGACAGCUCUAACUCAGUGGCCAGCAGCAACGCUCGGGGGCGAGUGGCAAGGGCCGGCGAGAAAGACAAUGACCAGGAAGCUCAGUUUGAAGGGUUAAACUCGCCAAAAAGCAGCAGCAGCGGCAGUCAGCCCGGUGCCAAUGUCAGCACCCAGGAGCAAGGAAGCAGAGCCGAUGGAGGCUCUUCUCCCAGCGGAGGGUCAGGAUCUGGAGGGAUGUCCAGCGACCAGAGGGGCCCCAAUUCCGACGACAUGGACGGCCUCUCCAGUGGGAACGACUCCGGGGAGAGGGAAAGCGAGGGCGGCAUGGAAAGGGGGGGCAGCUCACACGGGCGUCAGUCCAUACGCAGCUCCCACAGUUCGUCCAAUGGCAAAGACUCUGGCAUGAUGCUGGAAACCACAGAGAGCAACAAGAGCUCCAACUCCCAGAGUCUCUCACCACCCAGCGGCUCCUUGGCCUACAGCUUGCUCAUGACCAGCUCAGAGCACGACCCUCCCUCCACCUCUGGCUGCAGCAGCGACCAGUCGGCAAGGGUCCAGACCCAGAAAGAGCUGAUGAAGGCCAUCAAGGAGCUGAAGCUCCGCCUGCCAUCUGAGCGCAAAUCCAAGGGUCACUCCAGCACUCUAAAUGCACUUAAAUAUGCCCUCCAGUGUGUCAGACAAGUCCGAGCCAACAAGGAGUACUAUCAUCAGUGGAGUGUGGAGGAGUGUCAUGGCUGCAGUCUGGACUUGUCUGCCUUCACAAUUGAGGAGCUUGACAACAUCACCUCAGAAUACACCCUCAAAAACACUGACACAUUCUCGAUGGCUGUGUCUUUCUUGUCAGGGAAAGUUGUGUACGUAUCACCCCAGGGCUCGUCCGUGCUGCGCUGUAAGCCCGAGUGUCUCCAGGGGACCAUGUUUUCAGAGCUUUUGGCGCCUCAGGAUGUCAGCACUUUCUACAGCGGCACAGCACCUUGCCGCCUCCCACUCUGGGCGUCGUGCAUCGGGUCUGCUUCUCCUCCAGUUGACUGCACUCAGGAGAAGUCCAUGUUCUGUCGAAUCAGCGCCAACCGGAUGCAGGGCAGCGAGAUGCGCUACAACCCCUUUCGCCUCACACCCUACCAGCUCACCAUCAGAGAUUCAGACACCUCUGAGCCACAGCCUUGCUGUCUGCUCAUUGCUGAGAAAGUCCACUCUGGAUACGAGGCUCCUCGGAUUCCUCCAGACAAGAGGAUUUUCACCACCAGUCACACUCCCAGCUGCCUUUUUCAGGAAGUUGACGAGAGGGCUGUGCCGUUGUUGGGCUACCUGCCUCAGGACUUGGUGGGAACCCCCACUCUGCUCUACAUCCACCCUGAGGACAGACCCAUCAUGGUGGCUAUACACGAGAAGAUCUUUCAGUUUGCAGGGCAGCCGUUUGAGUACGCGCCGCUAAGGAUGUGCGCCCGCAAUGGUGAAUACCUGACCAUCGACACCAGCUGGUCUUCCUUCGUCAACCCCUGGAGCCGGAAGGUGGCAUUUAUUGUUGGGCGCCACAAAGUCAGAACGAGCCCACUGAACGAGGACGUUUUCACGAUACCGCAUGGCUGCGAGGGUCGCACCACAACUCCAGAUGUCGUGCAGCUGAGUGAGAAGAUCCACCGGCUCCUGGUGCAGCCCGUGCACAGCGGCAGCUCUCAGGGCUACAGCUCACUUGGGUCCAGCGGCUCCCGAGGCUCUCGCCGCUCACACCAGCAGCACCUCAGUGCCGCCUCCUCCAGCGACAGCAACGGCCCCGUCAUGGACGAGGCUGCCGUCGCCAUCGCUUUGCACAAGCCUAUGACGUUCCAGCAGAUCUGCAAAGAUGUUCACACGGUCAAGACUAACGGACAGCAAGUUUUCAUCGAGUCCCGUAACCGGCCACUGCCCAGAAAAAACACUAACACAGGCACAGCAGCCAGCCUCAGAGCUAUCAAUAGCGACCCAAUCAAAGGUCUGGUAGCUGAUAUGACCAAGCCCCCUGCAGCCCUGGUCCCCGGCCCGCUUGUACAGAAGGAGCACCCUACUGGCUACUCCUACCAGCAGAUCAACUGUCUGGACAGCAUCAUAAGGUACUUGGAGAGCUGUAACAUUCCUAACACAGUUAAAAGGAAAUGUGGCUCGUCCUCCUACACCACUUCCUCCACGUCUGAUGAUGACAAACAGCAGGAAGCCAGCGGAAACACCAAAGGCGGUUCAGUUAGCCUGGUAGGGGAGCCUGCCCCUCUGCCACCACUGACCAUGGCCACCAAGGCAGAGAGUGUAGCCUCAGUCACUUCCCAGUGUAGCUUCAGCAGCACCAUUGUGCAUGUGGGAGACAAGAAACCUCCUGAGUCAGACAUCAUCAUGGAGGAAGUUCCCAUCACUCCCACGCCUGCUCCUCCUUUCACUGCUACUCCUGCCGCUAGAGGCCUGACGCCUCCUGCUAACACAGCCAUCGCCCCUCCUCUUCCUCCUCCUCCUCCCCCGCCCCCAGUGAGGGACACCUGGAGAAGUGGAAGUGGAGGAGGUGGUGGAGGAAGCGGAGGCCGACGGGGACUUACAAAGGAGGUACUCUCCGCCCACACCCAGCAGGAGGAGCAGGCGUUCCUCCACCGCUUUAAGGACCUCAGCAAGCUGCGCGUGUUCGAUCAGACGGCGUCUUCGACCGUGCGCUGCCACACACAGGCUGCCAACCCUCUCUCACGAGGAGUGCGCUGUUCUCGCGACUACCCAGCCGCAGGAGGCAGCACCGGCAGACGUGGCCGUGGGGGUAAAAGGCUCAGGCACCAGGAGUCAUCUGACCAACACAGCUCCAUGGGCCUGAAUGGGAACCACAGAGACCUCAGGACCGCCACAGUUCCCGGGCCCCUCAACAUGACUCUCGGACCCCAGACAAGCUCCUCCUCCUGGCCAUCUGUGUGCUCCCAAGCCAGCAUUCCCGCAGCCCCUUUCGCCCCCGGUAUGCUUCCAAUCUACCCCGUCUACCCACCGCUCGCACAGCCAUUACCAGUCCCCGAUCCAUUGCGUUUCCCGGCUACCCAGAUGGUGCCUCCCAUGAUGGCCCUCGUUCUGCCCAACUACAUGUUCCCCCAGAUGGGAGCGCCCAUUUCUCAGCCGGCCGCCAACCCCGGACACUUCUACAAUCCUAACUUUACUUACCCUGGCACCACCCCAGCUGCUGUUUCCAACCCAAUGCCCAUUCCACCAGUAACAGUUGCCCCGUCUCGUAGCAGCACCCCCCAGUCAUACAAUCAGACACCUGCUGACCGCGAGGGGGCAGAGUCCCCCCUCUUCCAGUCCCGAUGCUCUUCCCCUCUCAACUUGUUGCAGCUUGAGGAGUCUCCUAGCAACCGGUUGGAGGUCGCCACGGCCCUGGCUGCUUCACAGCAAGCUACACCUUCUGUGCAGGGAGGUGCAGCCCCCGGCUCACCUAACCAGAGGAGCUCCGAUGACACCUCCAAGGAGAACGAGAAUGAGAAUGGUGAAACUAAUGAGUCCAACCAGGAUGCCAUGUCCACAUCCAGUGACUUGCUGGAUUUGUUACUACAGGAAGACUCCCGCUCAGGCACUGGCUCCGCUGCUUCUGGAUCAGGAUCCUCAGGCACGAGGUCCUCGGGUUCCGGCUCCGGCUCCGGCUCCAACGGCUGCAGCUCCUCUGGCACCAGCGGCACCAGCAGCAGCCAGGGCAGCCACACCAGCAAAUACUUUGGUAGUAUCGACUCCUUGGAGAACGACCACACCCGCAAACAGCCAACAGGGGGCAGCAGUAGCACCGGUGGAGACGGAGGCGAGGAGCAGUUUAUCAAGUGCGUCCUGCAGGAUCCCAUCUGGCUGCUGAUGGCCAACACUGACGACAAGGUCAUGAUGACAUAUCAGCUGCCUGUCAGGGACUUGGAUACGGUACUGCGUGAGGAUCGUGAGGCCCUCAGGAAUAUGCAGAAACAGCAGCCACGUUUCACAGAGGACCAGAAGAGAGAGCUCAGCCAAGUGCACCCCUGGAUCCGCACAGGACGUUUACCAAGAGCCGUCAAUAUCUCUGGAUGUACAGGCUGCAAGUCUCCCUCCUCUGCACUUCCCGCCACCCCAUUUGACGUGGAGAUCCACGAGAUGGAGCUGUGCAGUGUUCUCAAGUCUCAGGAAGAGGAUGCGGAUAAGGCCAAGAAAAAACAGUCUGAGACAGCCAUGGACGAAACCCAGCCCGAGGACGAAGACGAGGAAGAAGAGGUCGAAGAGAAAGGAACCAAAACACAAGACAGCAACCAAGACAUGACGACAGAGGAGCAAAGAGAGACCUCGGAGUCUGUCGCAGUAAAGUCUAACGAGUCUGACAUGACUCACUGAGCAGGUAGCCAAAGAUAAAGAAGAAUGGUGUUUAUCGGGACCUUUCUACAUUUGGGACCUUUUUACAUUGAUAUGCAGGAAAUGUGCACCUUCCAGGACUUUAUGUGCUUGUAACAUCAAUACACUAGAUGUAAGGUGUUAAAAUGGCCUGUUCUGAGACUUUUAAGGUGCAUAUUGAUCCAGACAACUGCCAUUUACUGUUUGAAUAAAUCAGAGUCCUACUUUGAUGACAACAAACUAGGCAUGUUGUACAACUGCAUAUUAGAUGCCUUGGAAAACGCAGGAUGUGCACACUCAGUCUUAGAGUGUGAGAUAGUAUUUUUUUUUUCUUCUUCUUGGCAUAUUUAUUUAAAAGUUGUAAAUAAUCCGAGAGGACGAAGGUGAAUGUGUACUAAAAAGGCGCCUUUACAUAAAGAUGGAUGUGCUUCACCACAGUGUCCUCCUUUUCAUGUCAUGUUCAGGGUUCAGCUAACGAGGAAAGAAGGGAGCUUAUCUGCUCAACUCUGACUUUUCUUCUCUUGUUGAAUGUUUUAAAAAGGUUGUGGGAUCCUGCAUCCACCUAGGUCCCCGUUUUCUCUCAAAGACUAAAUUGUAGUUUUUGUUAUGUAAACCUUGCUCCUACUAUAGAAAAAGCAUCACUCACCCAACAGACAAAAUGUACAGUUGACUUUAUUUUGUAAACAUUGUGUAUAUUUUUAUAUUUUCAUCACCUUGCAAAUAGAGAGGAUAAAUGCCCAAAAGAUUUUCUGUACUAUUUAAAAACAAAAACAAAAAAAGAUAUAUGUAAAAAUCAAACAUUUAAAAUCUUGUUUUACAUUUCCAGCAGAAAUAACAAUCAGAUCACAGCCUUUUAAGCUGUGUGACACUGGAGUCUAGUUUCUUCACAUGAGCGAUGUACAGUUUGAAAUCGUGGGGCAACGUGGCAAUCGCCAAGAGAUUGACCUGGACUUUAAGGUCUCUCUUUGGUGGCCGGGCAUUAGUUUGUGCAUUCAUGUGGUCACCCCACAUUGAGAAAUGAACAAUGCGUCUUUUGAGAAGUGAUUCUCUCACAAAAACAUCACAAGGCAGUAUUUCCCAAACCGCCAGCACCCUGAAGAGCUGUGAAGCCCUUCAGCAGAGGGAGAGUCUUUGUGUUGCCAGUGCUUUCUCAUAGUGGUAAAUUAGAUUUUUAAAAAAGAGGUGGACAUAGCUCUCUAAAAACGUCUUGAGAGUUCGGAGAGCGUCUUCUCUUUUUCCUCUCUGUCCCUUUCUCUUCCUCUCUGUGGCACUGUUCUGGUCAUGUGAUAUCCUAUGCUUUAUGGCGUCAGUGGUGUCUGCGACAGUUUCUUAAUAUUUUUGUGAAAUUCUUUGUACAAGACAAUAAAAUGACUU